GCGGGACUUCCGUCGCUCAGGUUAGGUUGAGCCCGGCGGUGCUUUUACACUGGGAGUUUGGGGACGGGAAGAUUUUCUUCGCCACCACCGUGAGGGAAAACUUUCCCCCUCCCCCUCCCCUCUCCCUCUCCCUCCCUUCCUUACGUCCGACCAUGGCUCCCCACAAACACAGCGGCGGCAAGAACGCAGUCAAGAAGCCCAAGAUCGACCAGAUCCAGGCCGACCACGAGCUUUUCCUGCAGGCCUUCGAGAAGCCGACACAAAUUUACAGAUUUCUCCGAACCAGGAACCUCAUAGCGCCCAUCUUUUUGCACAGAACCCUCACUUACAUGUCACAUCGAUUAUCAAGGACGAACGCCAAAAGGAAGACCUUUAAGGUGAAUGAUAUGCUGGCCAAAGUAGAAAAAAUGAGGGGAGAGCAGGAAUCUCCCAGUUUGACAGCUCAUUUGCAACUUACGUUUACCGGUUUCUUCCAUAAAAAUGAAAAGCCAUCGCAAAACUCAGAGAACGAACAAAACUCUGUAUCCCUGGAGGUGCUACUUGUUAAAGUCUGUCACAAAAAACGUAAGGAUGUUAGUUGUCCAAUCAAGCAAGUGCCUACAGGUAAAAAGCAGGUGCCUUUGAACCCAGACAACAGCCAGUCCAAACCAGGCAAUUGCCCUUCCCUCGCAGUUCCCAGCAACGAGUUUGAGCCGAGCAACAGCCAUAUGGUCAAGUCGUAUUCACUGCUGUUCAGAGUGACCCGGCCAGGCAGGAGGGAGAUGAACGGAUUGACAAAUGGAGAGAUUAAUGAAAACAUUGAAAUAUCGGAUGAGCUGCCAAGUAGGCGUAAACGGAACUCCUCUCACAAGGAUGACGGGGAAAAGACCUUUGUAGCCCAGAUGACUGUCUUUGAUAAGAAUAGACGUUUGCAGCUCCUUGAUGGAGAGUAUGAAGUAGCCAUGCAGGAAAUGGAUGAAUGCCCUGUCAACAAGAAGAGAGCCACGUGGGAAACCAUCCUCGAUGGAAAGCGGUUGCCUCCUUUUGAAACCUUUUCUCAGGGUCCUACACUCCAGUUCACCCUCCGAUGGACGGGAGAUGCUGCAGAUAGAUCCACUGCUCCAGUAGCUAAACCUCUUGCAACUCGCAAUACAGACACCACAACUGCAGAGACCAAGCUCAACUCCGUGAAACCAACACAGACCCUCUCUGUAAAAGACUCUCUGACAACUGAACUUCAAAGUAAAAAGGAACAAGUUUCAAUGGAACCACGGCAGAAAUUAAGGAUAUUCUAUCAGUUUCUUUAUAACAACAACACACGGCAGCAAACUGAAGCCAGAGAUGACUUGCACUGUCCCUGGUGCACACUAAACUGUCGGAAGCUCUACAGCCUGCUGAAGCACCUCAAGCUUUGUCAUAGCAGGUUUAUCUUCAAUUAUGUGCCUCAUCCUAAAGGUGCUAGGAUAGAUGUAUCCAUCAACGAGUGUUACGACGGCUCCUACGCAGGGAAUCCUCAGGAUAUUCAUUCCCAGCCUGGCUUUGCCUUUAGCCGCAAUGGUCCGGUGAAAAGAACACCAGUCACCCACAUCCUGGUUUGCAGACCAAAACGUACUAAACCAAGUCUGUCGGAGUUCUUGGAGUCUGAAGAUGGAGAAGUGGAGCAGCAGCGGACAUACAUCAGUGGCCACAACCGCCUUUACUUCCACAGUGACACCUGUCUCCCCCUCAGGCCGCAGGAGAUGGACGUGGACAGUGAGGAUGAGAAAGACCCCGAGUGGCUGCGGGAGAAAACCAUUACACAAAUCGAUGAGUUCACGGAUGUUAAUGAAGGAGAGAAAGAAGUGAUGAAACUAUGGAACCUGCACGUUAUGAAACAUGGAUUCAUCGCUGACAAUCAGAUGCAUCAAUCCUGCCUGCUCUUUGUAGAGACUUGUGGACCAAGAAUAGUUGAGAGGAGCCUGUGUCGGAACUUCCUGCUCCACCUGGUUAGCAUGCACGACUUCAACUUGAUUAAUUUAAACACCAUAGAUAAAGUGAUGGCCAGGCUCGGGGAGCUGCAGCAGAAGCUGCAGAGGGAUCACUUGGCUUUGAAACUGAGACAGGAGGCGGCAGCUGACGGUCAGCUGAACAGUGAAGACAGUGGUGCGGCGUUGAGAGACAAAGCGACCAGCACUGACAUUCUCUCCUCAGGUGUCACCAAACAGAGCAAAAGGCACAAACUCUGAAGUCAAACCACUCGCCCCCGUCUUCCCUGACCCCUGACACCCACCACCUCCCCACCCCUCAUCCUUUUGCCCACACCCCCCCUGUCCUCGCCUUUCUCUGGACACAGUGGGACAUCACAGUGAGGAGAGAAGGUGCAGAUGGAGAUUUAUUUGUAUGCAUCGCAGCUGCAGUUGGCACGCUCCCAAUGAACACGGGGCUAAUCAUUAACUGAGUGAAACAAGAUAGCAGUGUUGUAUUAAGAUACUUUAUUCUUGUAAAUGUUGGUGUGUUCAUUUAUUUGUACUUAUUUUAGCUGAUGGAGUACAAUUUUAAAAAGACAUUACAUUCAUCACAGUGAACCAAGCCAGCACGGUUCAUCUGCCUACAGAUGUUCUUUGUGCUAAUCAUUCUUUCUAGAAUAUCUUAUUUUGGCUACAAAAACCAAAUAUUUCACCCAUCAUAUUGGCAGUUUAAAAAAAAAAAACGGUAUUGUAUAGUUUUAAAAUCUAUCUCAGAAGUGUUUUUUUGUGAUAAAGAAAUCUCUGAAAGGAUUGUGUUUCACCUCACAUUCUUUUUUUUGAAGAAAGCAUGUACUUUAGAUGAAAUAUGCUGUAUUUCAUGAGUGUAACACAAAUCCUCUCUUUCAAAAAAACAAGUGCAAUUUAAAUAUUGUUUAUAUCUCGGUCUCAAUUUCCUAGUGACACAGGGGCAGUGCGAAUCUUCCUUUUAUGGAAAGGACUCCUGUUUUUUAAGUCUUUAUAAUUUCUGUUUUAAGAUGACAUUUCUACUCUUUGCUCACGUGCCUCUUUGUGUCCUUUGCUCUUACAUUAAGCCUUUUUCUGCAUUUGUUUUGUUGCUUUCAGCUUGCUGUUAUGCCAAAGCAUAUGCGUGAUGUGCUUCAUUUAGGCUUUUUAAAAAAAAAACACACAAAAGCUUUGGUGUCGGAUGCUGUGUCUCACCGUUAUUUUUUGCUCUGGUAUUGUCGGGGCUACCUUCUCCACGGCAACUUGGGAAAGAUACGUAUAAAGGAGGGGAGGGGAAAGCCAUUUGGACCAGUGUUGCUGUGAUUGCUUUGCGGUGGUCACGCCAAGCUUGUCUUAACAACAGUAAAGAAACACUGUAUAAAGUCGGAGGCAUUUUGAACCACUCCAGAACUGAGUGGGUGAGAAGGGACAACACUUGGCCAGAAGUACUUCACCUCUCUGUGCAAUUUAUACUAUCAUGUUUUUAUUUUCCUGUUACCAGACCACAAGGUAUUUAUUGCAAGAGACACUAAAAAAAAAAGACGGAUAAGAGGUAUGUAUUUUACGCAGUAUUUUGUCACAUCAGAUAAAUCCGUUGUGCAGGUAGAACACAUUUCUGAGUUAUGUUAAUGUUUACAGUUUUUUUUCCAAUGGAAAGUGUUUCUCUGCCUCUACUGGUGCAGUAUAAGGAAUGCAGGUUUUUUUUUUUAAAUUCAGUAAACACUGGGCCAAGUAACAUUGUCUAUUUUGAAAACUUUCAGAAAGAUUACUUUUUUUCUUGUUUUUGUAGGAAAAAAACUUAUUUAAAAUGAGAGGGAAGGGUGCUGCUGUUGAUUGAUAACAUGUUGAAUUUUACUAUAUCCCAUAAAUGGCUGAUUUUUCUUUAUUCCCAGCUGUAACAAUAUGCAUUUCUGUGAAUUGUUUUAUCCCUUUUUCCCCGGGUGUCUGUAUAGUCUCUGCUUUCUUGUUUGUGGCUUUGACCUGCUAAUGCUCUGCACAUGUAAAUCUGAUCUUUUUUUUGUAUUUUCGGUUGGGGUGCUGUAGUGUUUUUCUCGCUGCUAAUGUUUCUAAGCAAAGUAAUUCUCGGCUGCCACGGAUGGUUGGCACGGCCGACACAGUUUGACAGCCCAAGGUUUUGAAUUAAUGCUGGAAAUUUUGGAUCUCGUGAUAUUUUACACUGACAUUUCGUUUUUUUUUAUAAAAAAAAGACCCCGUACCUUCCUGUCACAGUUUUGUAACCAAACUGGUCAUCGAAAUGUUAAUGGGUUUUUCUAUUUAAAAAAAUAAAUAAAAUAAGCAAUUUUCCUACUUCAAACUGAAUGCCUAUAAUGCCAACCUUGCAAAACGUAAAUUAAAAUCUCAAUUUAGAAAUUAAGAUUGACGACUCCUUAAUAAAGUGGAACUUGAGUGACUAGGUGAUUUACGCACUCUGUUUAACCUGAAAGGAAAUUGUUGCUGGAUGUUCAAACGCAGUGAUUAACUCUCUUUCGGACCAUCUAUUAGAAAUUACAAUGAAAGGUGCUGUCUUGAACCCCGAGAUACAAUCCAAUACGAUAUAACUUUAUUUAUCCCAGGAGGGAAAUUGAUCUGCCAACUGUCAUAAAACACAAAUGACAUGAAACAUGAAAUUAAAGUGACGAGUGGAAAGGCUUGGGGGAUGUGCAAAGAGGGUGGGGGGUCUGUUGUGAUGGUGUGUCAGGCAGCAUCAGAUGCUUCUCCAAACCAUCAUUGAAAGUUUAAGCUCACUCGACCUUCACCAGUCAGUGUACACUGGUGAACAUGAGUGGAUCUGUUGCUCUGUCAACUCUUGGCUUGCCCCUGUAAAAGCAUCGGACACCAAAUGUAUUGCCUGGGACCUCUGCAUGAAUUCCUUGCUGACUGGAGAUAAUGCAAAUGGGGGUAAACCAUAUUUUUUACCUAUUGGGAAGCGUAAAAUAAUUCCUUAGCAUGCAUAGAGAAGCAGUAAUGUGCUAAGAAUCAGGUUUCACUAGGGGACGUUUGUACCCUACUGUAGCACAUGGGCAUGUCUCGAAUGGAUAGCAAUGGGGAGAGCAGAGUUGCUGUGACUGCCGGUAAACAGACCGACCACCUGCUUUGAGUGGGACCAAGUACGGAGUAUCUCAGUGAGUCAGGCAGUAUCCCUUGACAACAUGGAGAGAUGACAUUUCAAGGCAAGACAAUAGGUGCCCUUCAGGCCCAGAUCAUUUCUUCAGGCUUGGGACUGAGUGGUCAAAUGCCCUUUUAACUGCCCAGUGUACAAAUACGAUGGUCAAAUUGGGUGUUGGCUGUUUGACACAGCGUAGAUGGUUAAUUAGAACUCCAGUUCCUUGAUCUUCAUUUGGUUGAUAAAUUGAGGAAAUGGUAACACACGAAAACACUUUCAAUUUUGUCUUUAAACUGUUUCAUUCUGUGUUUUUGUUUUGUUUGACCAUGCAUUGCAUAAUGUGUAACCUCUCCCCACUCUAUGCUCUGUGUACAUAUUCAUGUGGUGAUUGCCUUGUGCUGUGGUAAGGUUUGGGGGGUACGGAAUUGACCGAGGUCGUGGCAAAUUCAUUCUCGCGUUCUAUCUGUGUAACACGGGCCACGAUCACCAAACCAACCAUAUUAGUGCUCGAGUGUGGAACGAGCAAUUCGCCAAUUUUUCAUCCAUUCAAUUAAUUUCAAUUUUUCUACCAUAUUUCUAAAGUAUCUCAAACCUUUGAAGAACUACCUCACCAUAGUCACUUAGUGGGGGAAAACUGAAUUGUAAAUGGGAUGUUGCAUGAGGCCUAAUAUAGAAUAAAUAAAUACUGUGAUUGUC
Messenger RNA from Amblyraja radiata (thorny skate), 5727 nucleotides. RefSeq names its product polycomb protein suz12. Gene Ontology annotation, molecular function: chromatin DNA binding. The record is from RefSeq and is a predicted model, not a curated record. Bases 153 to 2204 code for a protein of 683 amino acids. The transcript has 16 exons. Lineage: Eukaryota; Metazoa; Chordata; Chondrichthyes; Rajiformes; Rajidae. Gene Ontology annotation, cellular component: RSC-type complex; ESC/E(Z) complex; nucleus.